Cloeon dipterum is the source of this 1093-nucleotide messenger RNA. RefSeq names its product hydroxysteroid dehydrogenase-like protein 1. Gene Ontology annotation, cellular component: endoplasmic reticulum. NCBI's taxonomy places the organism in Eukaryota, Metazoa, Arthropoda, Insecta, Ephemeroptera, Baetidae. The transcript is spliced from 6 exons. Bases 55 to 984 code for a protein of 309 amino acids. The record is from RefSeq and is a predicted model, not a curated record. Gene Ontology annotation, molecular function: oxidoreductase activity.
AAUUUCUCUUUAGACGUUGGAUCGUGCAGUUUGUAUCAGCAAAGAUCCGACGCCAUGGAGGUCCUCUUAUGGAUGGCCUUUCUCUCCACAUUUCUGGUGGUGCUGGCUGUUGCGGCGUACUUCGGAUAUGCCAUUGCUUACAUUUUUUACAAGUAUUUCGUUUGCGUGUAUUUUAAAAAGCCAAUCGACUUGAAACAACGCUAUGGCUCGUGGGCAGUAAUCACCGGUGGCUCGCAAGGCAUAGGAAAGCAUUAUGCAAUCGAACUAGCGAAGAGGAACAUAAAUAUUGUGUUAGUCAGCAGGAGCGAGGAGAAACUAAGAGCGGUGUCUCAAGACAUAGGUGAAAAAUACGGCGUUAAAACAAAAUACGUGGUUGCUGAUUUAGGAAGCGGGAGAGUUGCAACUGAAAAAAUUUCGUCGUCAAUUCAAGGACUCGACAUUGGAAUUUUAGUGAACAAUGCUGCAACGCCGGGUGGCUUGCCGAAUUACUUCUACGACCUACAGCGCAAUGACAUUUGGAAUCUCCUGACGCUGAAUAUUUGCUCCCUCACUGAUUUGGUCCACUUGGUUUUGCCUGGAAUGAAAGAGCGACGCCGAGGAUUGAUCGUCAAUGUUUCUUCCGUAGCUGCACUUGCACCGAACCCAAUAUCUUCAAUUUACGCUGCGAGCAAGGCAUAUGUUCACAGUUUCUCUGAAGCCGUAAAAGCCGAAUGCGAAGGAACGGGCGUAGAAAUACAGACUUUGGCGCCGGGGUAUGUGGACACUGGGUUUAUUGACGGAAACAAACAUUAUCUGCCCGGCUUUUUUAAUCCAACGCCCGAAAAUUAUGCAAAGAGUGCAGUGGCCACAAUAGGGCAUAUGAAGUGGACUUCGGGUUACUGGGCACACGAGCUUCAGAGCGUAUCGCUGGAAUUUCUGCCGAUGGGACUGCGCCAGGUCGUGAUGGCUAUGUUUGUCGACACGAAGAAAUACAAAAGCAUAUAACUUGUAUUUGGAGACAUCCUUUACUGAAGGUUGACUCACGCUGCAAUUGUCGUGCGGCCUUUGUUCCUCUUUGCUGACUGAAGAUUUUAAUUAAAUUCAAGUUGUACAA